Molecule: messenger RNA, 677 nt
Organism: Penaeus indicus
Lineage: Eukaryota; Metazoa; Arthropoda; Malacostraca; Decapoda; Penaeidae
Product: nuclear factor NF-kappa-B p110 subunit-like
Exons: 4
Coding region: 196-651 (151 amino acids)
Biological process (GO): regulation of DNA-templated transcription
Cellular component (GO): cytoplasm
Molecular function (GO): DNA-binding transcription factor activity, RNA polymerase II-specific; RNA polymerase II cis-regulatory region sequence-specific DNA binding
Source: RefSeq, a predicted model, not a curated record
AUAUCGUUGUGACUUGCCGACCUGUGCUUCCAUUCUUAUCCAAGAAACCUUCCACAGGGCAGCAGAGAAUUACAUAUCCCUGAGUGUGUCGAUAGAUAUUCUGUGAAACGCAAAAGAAUAAUACGAGUGAACUUGUUGCCCUGAAAAGAAAAUUUGGUAGCAGGGAGAGAGCAUAUAGUGAGCUGCCAGAACCAAAUGUCACAGCAUAUCAACAGAGGUGGGAUGAGUUCCCCAUACAGUGGAGAGUCUGCUUCUCCAUACUCAGACCACUCAGCUGGAGUACCGUCUCCGCCUACAGUAGUGACUGCCUACAAUCGCCCAUAUGAAGCUGUUCACCACGAUGGGGCAUUCAUUCAAAUACUGGAGCAGCCACAGUCUAAAUUCCGGUUCCGCUACAAGAGUGAGAUGGUGGGCACCCAUGGACAGCUGAAAGCAGAUCGAUCAGACAAAAAUAAAGCUGUUUUUCCUACAGUAAAGCUUGCAAAAUGGAAUCACGGACCAGCUGUAAUUCGUCUGAUGCUCUAUACAGCAGAAGACAACAUAAAUCAGAGAAAACGACAUGUUCAUGAACUGUCCGGAAAGCAGUGUUGCAAGGAGACGGGUAUCUGUGAGGUUGUUGUCGAUGAAAAAGUUGACUACACUGCUGUGUAAGUAUUUUAUUGCAUUGAUUUGCAAAU